Molecule: messenger RNA, 4447 nt
Organism: Rana temporaria (common frog)
Lineage: Eukaryota; Metazoa; Chordata; Amphibia; Anura; Ranidae
Gene: PDE7A
Product: phosphodiesterase 7A
Exons: 15
Coding region: 1086-2576 (496 amino acids)
Molecular function (GO): 3',5'-cyclic-AMP phosphodiesterase activity
Source: RefSeq, a predicted model, not a curated record
AAGUGUCCUUUAAGCCCCUGGAAUCCAGGCUGGAGUGUGCUGCAGCCGGCGGAAUGGGCAGCUGCUGAGAGGCGUGCACACGGCGCUUUUAUUUACUUUUUUUUUUUUUUUUUAGUUUGCAUUCAUUUAUUUUAUACAUUGUGUUGUGUCCGCGGGAUCCCGGAGCACCGGAGAGGGGGGGCUGUGUGCGGCUCUAUGGGGCUGACGGAGCAGGAGGAGCUCACUGACUGACAAUAGAGCGGCUGCCAUUCCUCUCACACACACACACACGGCCUGCGUCACCCGGCCAUCCAGGGCACCAUUCAGCGAGCACCCGGGCGGGGGAGGCCCUAUAGCUGCCUCAGGGAGGGAGGAGGGGGAGAAGAUGAGACUGUGACCCGGCGGCGGCGGCUGCUGAGGAGAAGAUGGGAGUGCUGAGCCCGUCCGGAGGGAGGAGAAGAAGAGCCAGCUGCCCGUCCACAGCACCGAGCUCAUAUCAGUGCCAGCCCCGGGCACGAGCAGGGAGCACUGUCCUUAGGGGCCCCAGUAUAGGGCCACACCACACAUCCCACUGAGAGAGAGAGGGGCAGCACUCAUUCAUUGUUUACUCCCAGGAUCUGCACUCCCCUCCAGGCCCAGGCUGGCCAUCUGGCAGCUCUAGUGUUGGCCAAAGGAGCUGCUGUGUCUGGAAGUGUCCCCUGUGCUCCCAUCUCCUUCUUUUAUCCUAACAAUUGCUGGGACCCCCAUAGAGGACCAGCGCCUCUCCAUCACACCCCACCACUCCAUCAGCCUGGGCAAGGUUGGCAUCCUAUAUUAUCCUGCCACCCUCUGCCCCCUCCACUCCUCCUUCAUAGGGUUGCAUGGCAUGACUCUGUAUGAUAAACUGUUGAUGAGGGAUUUUUGCUAGAGAUGUUCUUUUUUUGGACUGCGAUUUUUAUUUCUAUUCUGGCUAUUCUCUGAGUUGCCCCUUUUUUUUUUUUUUUUUGACACCCCCCUAUAGUCUUUAUUUUUUGAAGCACACAGGUGUGGGUGUUUGUGUGUAUAUAUACAUAGGUGUUCUUGCUUUUGUGUUUCUUGGUGAGUUUGCCCCCCUGAGGCAUUGUUCAAUGGAAGUAUGUUACCAGCUGCCGGUGCUGCCCCUGGACAGGCCGGUGCCCAAGCAUGUCCUAAGCCGCAGAGGUGCCAUCAGCUUCAGUUCCAGCUCCGCGUUGUUUGGAUGCCCCAACCCAAGACAGCUUUCGCAGAAUCGUGCAGCUCUAUGUGAAGGCAUCUCACCUUAUUUAUCCCAGAGACGUGGGGCAAUAUCAUAUGACAGCUCUGACCAAACUGCCUUGUACAUUCGUAUGUUAGGCUCUUGUGUAAUAUUCAAACAGCUGAGUGCAAGAGAUGUCAGAGUAAGAAGCAGAGCCGGCUUUGAGUCUGAAAGGCGAGGCUCUCACCCUUACAUUGAUUUUCGUAUUUUGCACUCACAUUCGGAAGUUGAAAUCUCCUUGUCUGCACGAAAUAUACGUCGGUUGUUAAGUUUUCAGCGGUACUUGAGGUCCUCUCGAUUCUUCCGUGGUGUCACUCCACAGAAUUCACUGUACAUUUUGGACGAUGAUUACAAUGGACAAGCCAAGUGUAUGCUGGAAAAAGUCGGAAACUGGAAUUUCGAUAUAUUUCUUUUUGAUAGGUUGACUAAUGGAAACAGUCUGGUAACCUUAACCUUUCAUCUCUUGAAUCAUCAUGGUCUAAUCGAUCACUUCCACUUGGACAUGGUGAAACUACGGAGAUUUUUAGUUAUGGUUCAAGAAGACUACCACAGUCAGAACCCAUACCACAACGCAGUGCACGCUGCUGAUGUGACUCAGGCCAUGUACUGUUAUUUAAAAGAACCCAAGCUUGCCAAGUCUCUCACUCCAUGGGAUGUCCUGCUGGGUUUAAUUGCAGCAGCAACACACGAUCUGGAUCAUCCUGGUGUAAAUCAGUUUUUUUUAAUAAAAACAAACCACUACUUGGCAACUUUAUAUAAGAAUACCUCAGUAUUAGAAAACCACCACUGGAGGUCAGCAGUGGGCUUGUUGCGAGAAUCUGGUUUGUUUGCACACAUGUGUUUGGAAGAAAGAACACAAAUGGAAAGCCAGUUGGGCUCCAUCAUUCUUGCUACAGACAUUAGUCGGCAAAAUGAGUACCUGUCCCAGUUCAGAACCCAUCUAGAUAAAGGUGACUUAUGCCUGGACAAUGCUGACCAUCGCCAUUUCAUCCUGCAGAUGGCUUUGAAGUGUGCAGACAUCUGUAACCCGUGCCGGACCUGGGAACUGAGCAAGCAGUGGAGUGAGAAAGUGACUGAAGAAUUCUUCUACCAAGGGGAUGUGGAAAGGAAAUGUAACCUGGACCUCAGUCCGCUGUGUGAUAGGAAUACAUCCAACAUAGCCAACAUCCAGAUCGGUUUUAUCACCUAUUUGGUGGAACCAUUGUUUGUGGAGUGGGCCAGGUUCAGUAACACCAGGCUGUCGCAGACCAUGCUAGGCCACGUGGGACUAAAUAAAGCCAGCUGGAAGGGAAUGCUGCAGGAACGGUCUAGUAGUGAAGAAGCUGAUCCUGCUUUUGAUGACUGACCCAUUUUUUUUUUUUUUUAUACCUCAGGAAGAUUGUGCACCAUGAACCUAGAGCAUGUAUUACAGCGGGUUUUCUUUUGGUGGAUUUAUCGGAGAGACGAAAAAGGUCUUGGUGAGAAAGCAAUUGAGCCUGAUUGCCAAGGUUACACUUUAAGAAAAAUAAUGCCAGCAUUAUUUAUCUCACACCUUUUUCUUUAACGUUAUUCUGCUUUUCUUUUGGCCCCUUCCUCGAGAUGACCUGAACAUAGAGCAAUAUGCACAUACCUCAGUUGGCUUUUGUAUCAAAGCUUGAAUAUGCAAAGCACAGCAAUGACUGAAAACUGCAGGAAGAUUCUUAUUUAUGUGCCACAGGUCCCCGCCCCCCAUUUUUCUUCUAAGUAGCGUUAAAGGGAAACACUUUUUUUUUUUUUUUUUUUUUUUUAGAAAUGGAAGAAACCUUUUGUCAGCGACUGGUGGGAUCUUGCCAGAAUCUAGUGACUGAUCUUCUACCUUCCACUUUGUGUUGAAUUCUCACUUGGAAAUGUGAAGUGCCCACACUGCUUUGCUGCCUUGGCAAGGAAUGCUGUUUACAAAUACACUGAAAAUACUGACUGAAAACUUGCCUUGACGCAUGGCUGUGAAGGAACCACUAACUGGAUUUUUUUUUGUAUGAUUAUUUAAGAGAACAAAUGUGGACUGCAAUCCUCCCUUACCCUUGACACACCACCAACUCCAUUUUCUUUAUCACAGACCUCUACCCCCCAUUUUGCAUUAUUUCUGAAAGCUUACAGCCAGGCUUCAAUCCAGAAGUAGUUGGAAUUCAGCUUUUGUCUUUUUGUUAUUUUCUUUUUUAUAAUUUAACAGCAGAGUACAAGGAGUGUGUCCUGGCUGUUCAGCAGAGCUAUGGUGAAAUGCAUUGCAUGCUAUUUUGUUUCCUUUUUUCCACUACUGAACACUUGAACUGCACAUAAAAGGUGAAAUUAAUGUAAACACCAUAUUCAGCUCAGGGUAUUUGCCAAUCUGAAAUAAAGAGGGAAGGGAAUUGUCGUUCGGACAAGGGUACAAAUGCCUUUUUUUGCUGCAGCGUGCCUGUGUGUUUGAGUGUUGAGAGGGGCUGUAUAUUGUGUGUGUGUGUGUGUGUGUGUGUGUGCGUAUGUAUGCGUGGCGUGCGUGUGUAUGCAUGCGAUUGGUUUUGUGUCUCUCCCAUGGGUUUGGAAUCUUCCUCACAAAAGCUUUUGCCUGAACGCCAACUCCCAUAAUUUUUAAAAGUCUUAUAGAUGGUGGGAGUUGUAGGUUCAGCUCAGCUGCUGUGCUGACUCUGCCACCCGUGGUCUAAGUUUUGGUUCAGUCAUCACCGCUGUAAGAUGAGUGAACUGUAACAAAUUGCUAAAAUGCCUUAAUCUAUGCACAAAGCUAAGUGACCAAACGUGGUGUGUUUUUUUUUUUCCUUUGUUUUUUUGAUAUGUGCAUUUUGUUUUGUUUUUUUUUUUUUUUUUUUAUUAUUAUUUUGUAUUUUUUUCUUUUUAAGUGAAACACAGUUCUGUGGGAUUUUGUUGUACGAUGAAAUGUUUUUAGGACCAGUGGCAGGACUAAUUUUAAACUUAAAACAUUCCAUUAUUUUGUAAUUUGUUUUAAGUAUAGUGAGCACAACUGUUAUGUAGAUUUAAAAAGAAAAAAAAAAUGGUGCUUUUUUAGCCAAUUUGUAAUUUCCUUGGUAUUGCUGUUAAAGACUGUUUAUCAUCUGUUUACAGUUUGUUGCAACAGACAUUUUUUGGGGGGUGGGGGGAGACUGCUUAAGCGUGAAGCCAUUUGUACACGGCUUUGCCAUACUCAUUUUAAUACGUGCCUGUUGCUGUUCGGUUUUGAUGAAUAAAAAUAAAUUGAAAAACAAA